GCUGAUGAUAUGACUAUAGCGCUAGCAAGAUGGCAGACAAGUCAGGGGAAGCUGUACGUCCUGGUAAACUUGCCGGGAGACUUGCUGUAGUUACAGGUGGCAGUGGUGGGAUCGGGGGUGCAGUCUGCCAGCUUUUUGCAAAGGAGGGAGCCUCUGUUGCCGUGGUGGACAUCAACGAGGACAAAGGUCAAGAGAUGGUGGCGUCUUUACCAAACAUGGGGUCACAGCAACACCGCUUCUACAAAACUGACGUGACGUCUUCCAAGUCUGUCAAUGAAAUGGCCACUGCUUUGAAGACAGACUACCCGUCUGCUCCUUCCGUGGUAGUGACAUGUGCCGGUGUGGCCGUGCCGUGCUAUUUUCUGGAUAUGGACGAGGCAACGUACGACCAAACGAUUAACAUCAACCAAAAGGGAACGUUUCUUGUGGUACAGGCCAUGGCGAGGCUCAUGGUGCAAGACAAAGUGAAGAACGGUUCCAUCAUCACCAUCGGAAGCGUUCUAGCGAAAGUUGGCAAUUUCCAGUUUUCUCACUAUACAGCCACAAAAGGAGCGGUCGUGUCUAUGACGAGGAACAUUGCGAUGGAACUUGCUGAGUACGGCAUCCGCUGUAAUGUGAUCAAUCCGGCCUACAUCGACACAAACAUCCUGGAUGAGACAUGGGAACAAUUUAUGGCUGAUUAUGUUCAGCAGAAUACUUUUUUGAAACGGGCCGGUAAACCAUCUGAGGUGGCCAACCUGUGUCUGUUCCUAGCAUCAGACGAGAGCAGCUACAUGACCGGCCAAGUGGUGGAUAUCACUGGUGGGCAGUAGGGUUCCACCGGAACAGCGUGGCUUAUUUAGGCUGUUAAAGAGGCAACUUAACGAGGUCGCAAAAUAAUAAAAUAUUAUAUGAUAUUAAGGUUAAAUCACGGAUUCACAUAAAAUAAGUGCGACUUCACAGAAUUUUUAAUAUAAGGUAA
Messenger RNA from Branchiostoma belcheri (Belcher's lancelet), 961 nucleotides. RefSeq names its product estradiol 17-beta-dehydrogenase 8-like. Gene Ontology annotation, molecular function: oxidoreductase activity, acting on the CH-OH group of donors, NAD or NADP as acceptor. The record is from RefSeq and is a predicted model, not a curated record. The transcript is spliced from 9 exons. The coding region runs from base 30 to 812 and encodes 260 amino acids. Lineage: Eukaryota; Metazoa; Chordata; Leptocardii; Amphioxiformes; Branchiostomatidae.